AUGCGCUUCUACCCUCUCCUUCUUUUCUCUUCUUUCCUGCUGACGGUGCUCGCUGCACCUCACGCUCAACUGAACGAUAUCAGUACCAAUCUCGAACGCAGAGGUCAGGCGGCAGUCGGAACGCCCACCCAAGACUCGGCGAGUUCACUGCAGCCUUCCGCUUCGGCAAAGGCAAAAGUUGAAACUUAUCUUAAACUCAAGUUGGACCAAAAAAACAUCGGCGAACAAGUUCUAGACAACCAUGACUAUCAAUUCUUCGAUUAUUCCCUCUCGGAAUAUGAUGGAAAGAAGGAUCUGAUUCUCAGGCAAUUCGGAAAGGGGCAGCAGGCGGAAUUUGAGCAGGAAAUUAAGAAAAUCCAAUUCGCGGACAAAGGCAAGGCUGUGAGCCAAUUUGUCGCCGCUGGCGUAUAUUACGACACGCGCAACUCCAAGCUUUCAUCCCUGACCAAGGGGAAACUGUCGGGACAUAAAGACCUCACCUAUGUCAUUAUCCUCAAUAAGUCUGCAGCUUUCGCGGGAUCAUACUUGGAAUCUUAG
Messenger RNA from Lentinula edodes (shiitake mushroom), 537 nucleotides. RefSeq lists its product as uncharacterized. The record is from RefSeq and is a predicted model, not a curated record. Bases 1 to 537 code for a protein of 178 amino acids. Lineage: Eukaryota; Fungi; Basidiomycota; Agaricomycetes; Agaricales; Omphalotaceae. The transcript is spliced from 3 exons.